AGCUCUGAUGGAAGGAGCAAUCAGCAAGCUCGAAAGCGUGCCGAUCAGAUUGGGAAAGACUUUAAAGCCAAGGAGAAUGGAAACAGCCGACAUGAUGGCUCGAGACACAGCGCAUCAGACCACGAUAGAGAGAGCGAAUCAGAGGUGGACGAAGACGUUACUGUGAUGGAUGAGUCCAUGGACCUCCAGAACGGCAGAGAGAAAGAAAGCACAGAAACGAAGACCGUAAAUGAUUCAGAGGCGAAAUCUGCUGAGCACGACAAAAAACAGCCCAGUGAAGACAAGACCGAAAACCUGGAGAACGGAGACGUAGAGAUCAAAAUAGAGGUGGAGGAGGAGGAAGCGAUGAAUGGAGGACAGGAGGAGGCUAAAGCACUUAAUAAUGGCAUCGACAAGAACGAUGAGCACAAAGAAGAAGCAUCGGAUGAAAGUCCCAGUCUGCCCAGGAGGACACGAAGCAGGACGGCAGAUGGAAAAGAAGCAGAAAUGGUCAAUAAUCCAGAACUGAGGAAGAGACGAGCUUCAACAGGACAGACGCCGCCGGCCAAAAGAAGCAGAGCCAAUUCAAGCACAGACAGAAACACUCAGACUCCAAUCAAACCAGUUAAAUCUGACUCUGUCCCAGAAACCUUGGAAAAUAAGGAUGAAAAGACGAGUCCUGCAGGAAAAGCGACCCCUGCAGAAGAGGCAGGAUCUACACCUGAACUUGCUGCUGCCCUCAAACGUCAAGUCCACCUCCCAACCACAAACAAGUACAGUAGAGAACCACUUUACAGGGUCAUCAAAAACCAGCCUCCCCCUAUCCUGUCCAUUGAGCUGGACCACAACCCCUUCAAAUGCAAGAUGGCCGGCUGCCUCAAGUCUUUUCGCAAGGCGUCCCUCCUGCACUACCACAUGAAGUACUAUCACGCACAGAGCGACCCAAGCCCCCCACGAUGUGUCCAGACGCGCUCUUCAGACAAGCAGAGCCCCAGUCAGGAGACCCCCCGCAGACGCCGCACUGUCUCCGCUUCACACCAUACUCCGUCUCCUCUGAGCGACAGUAAGUCAGGUCACUCCCUGUCGCCCCCUGCUGUGGGCAUCAUGCACCGGCAGCGCUCGGCCACACUGGGAGCCGAGAGGAGCAAAGAGAACCAGGUCUUCAACCGCUCGCUGCAUGACGACAGAGACUGGGUUGCCAAGGAAACAGCGCUUAAGGAACGCGAGAGGCUGAGAGAGAAACGGCAGAGGGAGUUCUUCCGCAUCAAGCUGAAGAAAAAGAAGAAGAAGAAAAGGAAGUCGAAGUCAGACUCUCACAGCACUGAGGAGAAAAUUGGCCCAAAGCCUCUCCCCUGCAAUCUGAAUUCGGCCCACAAAUUGCCCCUCUCCCUCACACACCGAUCCAACACAGGACACUGCCCCGAAAAGAUGCUCAGCCAGGGUGAAGACAGCAGCAGUGAUUUGUCCUCGGACAGUCCAGUAUGGAGUGAGGACGAGUCUGACACUGAGCUGGAUCUGAACGUCCCGCUCUCGGAGCAGGGGGUGGAAACAGUCACUCACAGCUCUGAGAUCGUACGCUGUAUUUGUGAAGUGCAGGAGGAGAACGACUUCAUGAUACAGUGUGACGAGUGUCUGUGCUGGCAGCACGGGACGUGUAUGGGUCUCUAUGAGGACAGUGUGCCCGACAGUUACAGCUGCUAUAUCUGCAGAGACCCACCAGCUCAGAGGCAGAGUCAGAGAUACUGGUAUGAUAAAGACUGGCUGAGCAGUGGACACAUGUACGGCUUGUCUUUCCUGGAGGAGAACUACUCUCACCAGAACAGUAAGAAGGUGACGGCAGCACAUCAGCUUCUAGGAGACGUCCACCGAGUGUUUGAGGUCCUCAACGGCCUUCAGCUCAAGAUGAGCAUUCUACAGACACAAGCCCAUCCGGACCUGAAACUCUGGCGGCAGCCCUGGAAACAUGCCGACGGCCUGCGGAGGAGGAUGGCAGGUGACUCUGGCAUCGCUACUCCAUUGCCGCCCUCGCCUCCUGAAAUGGGAGAGAAUGAGUUUGAGACACUAAAGAGUGAAGCCCCGUCGCCUAUGGAGACACAUUGCUCUUUCCAGGACUCGUACAUUAGCAGUGAGCACUGCUAUCAGAAACCCCGUACCUACUACCCGGCGGUGGAGAGAAGACUAGUGGUGGAGACACGAGGCGGCUCUGAGCUAGAGGACAGUCUCAGGAGCACCGAGGACCUGCUGGAGAUGGCAGAGCAGAGGUAUGGCACGCAGCUGGACCAUGAGCAACACAAGCUGGCUGAUCGCUCCUUUAGUAAGGAACUGGAGAGCCGAAUGAAACGACUGGUGUCCGCAGAGCAGGAAAAGAGUUGUGGGGUUGAAAUCAAGGAAGAGGAGCCUGACCCUGUGACCCCUGACCCCAAGCCUGACCCUGACUAUGUGCUUCACCAGCAGUGGCAGCUCAAUCUGCUGGAGCACAUCGAAGCGGUGCAGGAUGAGGUCACGCACAGAAUGGACCUCAUCGAGCGAGAACUUGACGUGCUGGAGAGUUGGCUGGACUACACAGGUGAGCUGGAGCCUCCAGAUCCACUGGCUCGACUCCCUCAGCUGAAACAUCGCAUCCGGCAACUCCUGACUGACCUGGGAACAGUCCAGCAGAUCGCACUCUGCUCCUCAUCCUCGUGAGGGCGCCAGAGAACAGCUCAAACUCAAUCGCCAAUAGAUACAUGUGCCUGUUUGUUUUUUUCCUUUCUCUCUUAAAAAAAAUCAAGCAAGCUAAUGUUUCUGCGGCACAUGUCUGUUGGACUGAUGAACAUUGAAGCUAACUGAUAUCUGAUGCAAACAACAGUUUUUAUUUUAUAAUGCUUUAUUGUAGCACUUAGCUGUCUGUCAUAGGCCUAGCAGGUAUUUUGAUAUCGUUUCAUUUUUUUAUGUCUUUUCCUCUGUGUUCUUGACAUGCUAAAUAAUUAUUUUGUGUUACUUCAUAUGUGAUUGUUUUUUUUGGACAUUUUCGCUCUCAAUAAAGAGCUUAAAAAGGAACUGAAGGGUAUUUUGCUGUAGUUAAAGUAAAAAACAAAACAAAUGUUAAAUAUGAGUGUAACAAUAUACAAAAUAUAUAUUUUAAAUCUGAAAAUACUUGCAUUUUACUUCUAUAUUUGUACAAAUGGCUAUGAGAGUCAUGUGAUCUUGUAAAUAACCCAACCUAUUGCUUCGAUACGUGUUCUUUUUUAUUUGAAACUAUUGCAUUUACAGUAAAGACUUUCUGUAAUCUUUGAUCUGUUGUGAAUACUGUAGUUGUGGGCUUUCUGCCUAUAACCAUCCCGUUUGUUUUAUUUUGUUGACACAAUUGAUGUUGCUUGCAUUUCAAAUCGGUGGUCUUUUUCCACUGGCGCAUAUUAUAUAAGCACAGAAUGUUGUUCGCUUGCAGACUGAGUAUCUCUGUAUGUCUGUUUCGUUUUUUUCUUCUAAUUUCUGAUUGUUUCUAUUCACUUUUCUGUCGCUCUCGAGGCUACGCAUUUUUGAAUCAAGACAUUAGAUGCCUAUUAAGUUAUUGUAAUUGUGAAUUUAAGUUAUUGAUUUUACUUUGGUCCAUUGGUUUUCUUUUAUAUGGAGUAUUGAUUGAUUAGAGAAAACGAGAUAAAAGCUGGGGUCUUUUUUUAUAGUGUUCUCACCCUGUGGUGUUAGGAUUUUAGUUUUUCAUUUAGAUCAUUACUGUUUAUACAAAAAAUGUGCUUAAUCUUACUUCAGGCAAAUUUGAGUGUCAUUCACUUUUAAACACACACAAACACAAAUAUUUGUUAUAAGCCUGUGGAUUGAUAUAAUCCUGCCGAUGGGUGUUUUUAUUUGAUUUGUUUUUUGUAAGUUUAUUUGUACAACUAAUAAGUGGUUGACCAAUUGACUUCCUCAGUAUUGUGCAUUAUAUAUUUACGUCUGCCCUGUUGCUUUCCAGUAAUGGAAAUCUACUUAUGGAUCAUAAGUAUUGCCGUCUUUUUUAUGUGAAUUUUUUUUCAUCGUUGCCAUCUUUUAUGUCAGGGGUCCCUGGAAAUCUACAAGUUCUGAAAAAUAUUGACAUAUAAUCCAAAUGCAAGAAAAUAAAUGCAAACAUUUAAACUCCA
Molecule: messenger RNA, 4094 nt
Organism: Danio aesculapii
Lineage: Eukaryota; Metazoa; Chordata; Actinopteri; Cypriniformes; Danionidae
Product: PHD finger protein 20-like
Exons: 14
Biological process (GO): regulation of transcription by RNA polymerase II
Cellular component (GO): NSL complex; MLL1 complex
Source: RefSeq, a predicted model, not a curated record